Molecule: messenger RNA, 1006 nt
Organism: Colletotrichum godetiae
Lineage: Eukaryota; Fungi; Ascomycota; Sordariomycetes; Glomerellales; Glomerellaceae
Exons: 2
Coding region: 195-818 (207 amino acids)
Source: RefSeq, a predicted model, not a curated record
GUCACCUCACCUCCUGGCCCUGCCUGCCCAGUCCGCCUUCACCAUCGUGACUCCUCCAAACCUGCCGGCACAGACAACAGCCAGACCCGGCCGGGAAAGAUGCGAGCAACCUCGUAAUACGACCCCAAGUGCUGCAAGCCCAGGGUCACUUUUGAGCAACUCGACGAGUUUUCUUCCCUUUACCGCCCAACCCAAUGUUUGUUCCUGUCAUCCUUGAUAACUCCGGCCGCAUGGCGGGAACGAAAAUGCGGCGAACCUCGGGAAGAAUCUACCUAAUUCUUUGUUUUCAUUCUUGUUUGCUUUCGAGUAGUCCGUAUCGUAAUUUCGACUCAACAUGUCUUCUAUCUGGUGAGGGGGGUUUUCAAGGGUUUCCUUCCUUCUUCCCCACGCCCCCCUCCCCCCAUCUCCCUCCAUCAAACAAGGCUUGUUCGAGGCCUACCUUACCGACAACCACCUCAGACCUGUACACCCUCAGGGAAUGGUAUAAUCCCUCAGGGACUGGUAUACUCCCCCAAGCCAACAGGGAAAACAUCAAGUUCAGACCGGAUUUCAUCCGAGUUGCUUGCCAGACAUGUCUUAGUCGACGACACCACACCACAUUCCCCAUCUCCCAUUUCCCAUCCCGCCAGUCGCUAUCCUCCAUCCCGCUGAUCCAUCAUUCAAUCUCCCGUCCUCCCCCAGAUUGCCACCCGACUAUGAAACAUUCCGAUGUCCCAUCGACCGCAACAACAUGUCAGUCGGGUCUGGCGCGCGCGUAUACACACUUUUCUCUGAAUCACUGGACCGGCCCGCGAACCAGAGAUGCAUAUGAAAUCUGAUGAAAAGCGGAGUCUGCAUUGGGCCGGUGAAGGAUUUCUACGAAUAGAACUGCGCCAACUCCACACCCUUCGACCGGACACUCGUCUGCAAGGACACCUGCAGGACCCUGUCCAACGGUGCACAUGGCGGAUCGACACAGCUCGAGCCAUUCUCGACCAAGACGAUGUGUUCAAGUUUUGCAAACCAU